AUGCAUCAAUCGCAGCUCUCGAUCAACUCGGUCCAAUCGCUGAUUGAGCCCACGACUCCGCCUCUGGGCCAAAUGAACAAUCGUCAAAACCACCAGCGAACCCACUCGCUCGAUCUCUCGGGUUUCAACCAGUUCAUCCAGGGUGGGUCUCCCGGAAUGACCCUGGCGCUGUCCCCGGACACCCCGCCUGUCGGCUCCGCUCUGCCUGGAUCUGGUGGGAUGGGCCCCACCGGAUCAAUUGCCAUGUCAGGCGCGUUCCGGCCGCAUCUCAAGUCCCUGCCUCUGAUCAACGAGCUGGAGGCCGGCUUGCCGGUCACAGCUCCAUAUGCGGGCCACGAGUCGCGGCUGUCCUCGGGAUCGAAACGUACCGUGAGCGAGGCCACGACUUCGCCCUGUGCUGCUUCGAACUCGCACUCGCAGUCCAACUCUGUUGCUUCCUCGGACUUGAAUUGGACCCCAUUGGAGGAUUUAGACUACGUCAAACUUGCCACUGACCAGUUUGGGUGUCGCUUUCUCCAAAAAAAGCUCGAGACGCCGCAAGAAUGCUGCGUGGUCAGAGACCUUAUGUACCAGCAGAUCAGUCCCUUCUUCCUCGACUUGAUCAUGGACCCCUUCGGAAACUACUUGGUGCAGAAGCUUUGCGACUCCCUCACCACAGAUCAAAAGACUCAGUUGAUCGAGUCGAUCUACCCACAUGUUUUCCAAAUCUCCAUAAACCAGUACGGUACUCGGUCAUUACAAAAAAUUAUAGACACGGUCGACACCGAAGCUCAGAUUGACAUGAUCAUUUCUGGCUUUGGCCAAAAGCAUACCUCUAUCGACCAAGUUGUUGUCUUGAUCAACGACCUCAAUGGGAAUCAUGUCGUCCAAAAAUGUAUCUUCAAGUUUCCUCCUACAAAAUUUGAUUUUAUUAUCGAUGCCAUAGUGGACCAGAACAACAUUGUCAAGAUAUCCACUCACAAGCAUGGCUGUUGCGUUUUACAAAAAUUGUUGAGCGUCUGUACUCUACAACAAAUUUUCAAGAUUUCUGUUAAGAUCAUUCAAUUCUUGCGCAGCUUGAUCAACGAUCAGUUCGGCAAUUAUAUCAUUCAGUUCCUGCUAGACAUAAGGGAACUUGAUUUCUAUUUGUUAGAUGAAAUUUUUGAUAAAUUAUCCGCUGAACUAUGCCAACUCUCUUGCUCUAAGUUCUCAUCCAACGUGGUUGAAAAAUUCAUCAAAAAACUCUUCACAAUACUGAAAGGGGCAAUGACACCGGCUUCAGGCAAAAAUAAACCAAUCCCCGAAGAUGUGGUAAUGGUAGCUAUGCGAAUUUUGCUUUCUGUGAUAGAUCUUUUCACCGCAAACUUGAAUCCCUUGAUAAGAGACAAUUAUGGGAACUAUGCUUUACAGACUGUUUUGAACGUGAAAAACUACACUAAACUACUGCAAUAUCCAAGUAACACUUAUGUGCAUACAUCUGCUACUAUGCUAAACUUUAGUCGUGAAUUCACGCUAAGGAUCGGUAACUUGGUUAUCUUGACUAAAGAACUGUUGCCAAGUAUCAAAACAACUUCAUAUGCCAAAAAAAUCAAACUCAAGGUCAAGGCAUAUGCAGAACUGACGGGACUAGUUUUUAAUGAGCCGGCUCAGGUCAAAAAUGCCAUUUCAACUGGUUCGCACCAACCUGGUCAUAUCAAACAACAUGCCCGCCAUUACUCAUUGCCUGCCAAUGCAUAUCGUCAUCGCCGGAACAGUAGCAGUCUUUCAACGUCCUCAGGAUAUUCUGUGUUUCCUCAACCCCAUCAAAUGAUGUCCCUCCCACAGGAUAAUGUUCAUACAGAUGCCUCGCAAGCUUUCCUUCACAGCCACUUAAAUGCUGUUCCAGGUACCGACUUCUACUCUGUGCAACAGAGACCCUCAGCUGUCGGGCAAAACCACUUCCAGGAGCCCUCCCGGCCGGUUGAGAACCCAUUACUUAAUGUUUCCAAUGUUAUGUCCGCGAACAAUCUUGCAUAUAACGAUCCGCGAUUGAUGCAGAGAACAGAAGCACAAGAGAAUUUCUUUCAUAGCGGUAACUCACUCAGUGCAGAAUCUUUCGAAAAUCGUUACGCUGGUGGUAACCAGAAUAAUAUCAACUACGAUAGCUUUUACUACUGA
Messenger RNA from Lachancea dasiensis, 2136 nucleotides. The record is from the annotation of a GenBank genome assembly. Lineage: Eukaryota; Fungi; Ascomycota; Saccharomycetes; Saccharomycetales; Saccharomycetaceae.